CUAUUCAGAACUGAACCAGCGCUUUGAUAACAAUUAUAAGGUUGAAAACAUGGAAUAUGUUUGACAGUACACUUACGGUAGUUGUGUUUGUUUAGUUUUGGGUUCAAUUAGGGUAACUAGAACAAGGCUACAGAGUUAUUAUGUUUUGUUGUCAAUAUGAAUCCGGAGUGAAGGAAAUGAGGAAAAGGUUUGCACGCCAGUGUCAUUUCAUUGUCAUCAAAUAUCACACAAACAACGAAGAAUGAGCUUUCGAGAAGAAUAAAGUAAGGUUUUUAACAGUAUGUAGUUUCCAAACAUAACUUUCCAAACAGACCAGAUAGUCCUUGGCUGAGCAUGGCGGGUACUCUUCACUCGAUGACAUCCUCGCCUGGCGAGCCGCAUGCUUUAUCCAGUCCUGAAUUGUCGAGGGUAUCGGGGAGUCUUGACGUUCCUUUGGUCGGCUAACGUGUAUUUCUCUCAGUGCCAAACACGGCGGCGUCGGAUAUUGCGUACCAACGAGGAUUGUUGGCUGGCGUUGCGCAACAGCGCCACUUGAUUAACAGCAGCACCCAGGGCAGUCUUCAUCCUGAUCGAGCGUCCAAUCGAGUCCACGUUUUUGUGUGUGUGGCUGACUACACGUACGAGGGAUGCAGCACGCUACGAGCGUCCUCACUCCAUUAGUAUUGUGCGCGAUGGUCGGGCUCCUCUGGUGGCCCAUCGACGCGUCGAUGUUCCGAGGCAGGAUUUCUAUCGUCGAUGGCAAAUGCAACGUGACGGCUCAGGCCAAUACGACAAAACUUUUAAAUGAUGCCGAAUCUCUGUCUAUGGGAACACCACUAUGCGCGAGGAUACAGUGCAAUCUGAAAACAGAAGAAUUCAUCGGAGAGGCGUGCUGGGCGAUCAGCUGUGAUCCGGAAUGCAAACCCGUAGCGAAGAAUCCCCAAGGAGUUUUUCCCGAUUGUUGUCUUUCGGAAUGCGACUGUUGGGAUCCUCAGCUCGUUAUCGAUCCUGUUCCUCAAUGACAAAAGCAGAGCAUCGUGAUGAAUUGGUAUAUCGGCCAGAUUCGGCGUUAAUUUACGGGAACUUUGGUUGAAUGAUUUGAGGCACCCCUCCCCCCUCCCCCAACAAAUGAACCCCGACGAGGAACUCCGAACUAGGGAAGAUCCAAGAGUGAUCAUUCUAACAUAUUGGUGUAUUUCCACUAAUGCAAGAAGUCCAGCUAUAUACCAAAACGGUCACGACAAAUAAAUACUGUCCGUGCGCAUGGCCAACAAAACUUUCUUUAUUCACACGAAUGAAGGAGUAUGUAUUACUGGCGGGACCUAAAACAACUACUCCUGGUCGUUUCUUUCAACCAAACGUUCAGCCCCUGGCUAUGCAUACACAUACACGCACACACAACCACAUCAAUCAAAUCUAGGAAAAAAAAAACGCUAAUACUUUUUUUUUCUAAAUUGAUUUAUUGCAACAGCUUAUUUUUCUUUAUGUGAAGUUUUGAUAAUUCAUGUUAGAGUAAGCCAUGUCCUUCAUCAGAUUGGAUGGAGUUAACAUAACGCUGAAUGGAAUGCAUAUCAUUAAUCUAAGGACUACAUAGAUCCAACAAGGCCAUCAAAAGCUACAAGCGGCCUAUAAUAUAAGGAUCAGUACUGUAAACUGAUACUUAGAUUACAGCUCAUUGACAAUAUCAGUAUACUAAACUGAGUCGGGUUUCCUAGCCUUUGUACGCCAUUUCUCUCUAAACGAAUGCAUUGGAUAUGGAGUAGGCUAUAAAUUCGUUGCUUUCAUGACGCCUGUGGAAUACUUCACUCUUCUGCCUAAGACAUUAUUUGUUAGCUUGAAAAAAAAAGCAGCGAAUAUUAUACAGUUCGUGAAUGUCGAUUUAAUUCGAUUGAUAAGGUUUGUGGUACUUUGUGUUACCUUCUAGAUGUUAUCUAAUAUAAUUUGUCAUAAAGAGAAGCGUCUUUGUUUAGAGUUUUUUUUAUGAAUUUUAUCUUCCGUCGAAAUUCUCUUUGGCACUUACCUUCCGUUUUAGGGAAUUCAGCUGCCCUGAUGACUUAUUAAUUAUAUAGGAUGUAUGCUUUAACAAAGUGAAUCAGGUCACAACCUUGAGCAUGAGCCUCACGGGCAACCUUCUCAUCCAAAGGGGUUCUCUGCACCGUUCUCUGCACUGUGCACAAGUUUCCACAAUCUCAUAGAACUGUUUAAUUGCAACAAAUUUUCGUAGAUGUUAAGUGAUUUUAUCUAACGCAAUCUGUCAUGCAUGAAGAUCAGCAGUCUAUCGGGGCCAGUUACUCAAAAUGUCGUAUUGGAAUGUUUUGUUCUAAUGAAGCUAAAUAGUGAGUUUUCUGAUACUAAUUUACCGUUUACUAUGCCAAUCGGCGGUGGAUUAAAUCAUGCUUGUAUGUAAUUGUGUAAUUUUUGUGAAUGGACAGAGAUACUUGUAUAGCUCUACGCUAUACAAACCGCAAAAGACCAUUUUAUAUGUGCUCGAAUAACUUCUCUGUUUAAGAAAAAGAAAACAGCUAUUACGAGUCAGAGAAUGGAAUUCAAACAAGUUAUUUAUACCCUGCAGGCGAUGUAUGAGAGCUAUUGACAGGAUAAAAGCAGACUGCUCUAUUUCCCGACGGUGGAUAUGUUCAAAUUGUUCGUCAAGUUUUAUCUGUGAUGAGUUGGUGUUGUUCAGUAAUGCAGUUAGGGCGUAGGCGUCUCUGCAUAUACUGUUAUUGUUUCCGCCUAACCAUGGGCACAGGCAACUAGAGUAUCUCAUAGCAACAUAAGCUCGAUUUUCUUGUUGCAACUGUUACUUGAUUUGGUCUAUGGGCUAUGAGCUCCGCUUCCGCGUAUCAGAGGAUUGUUUUAGUAGUUGACGGUACGUGUAGAACUUAGACAUCAGCCAUAAGUCAUAAGUUACCUCAGGCUGUGGUGAUUUAUAAUUCCAUUUAUUUUAAUGUUUUAUCCCGUCUGAACGAGGAAUUCUUUUAGUGUUUACGCCCUUAUGGCUGUCGUCUAAUUUCGUCAGCUAUGAACAGAUUUUAGGCUAUCCAUCGAAGACAGAUCUGAACUCAAGAUGCCAGACUGGCCAGUCUGCAAGCAAAGGAGUUACAGCUCUGUUGUAUUGCUCAUCCGCUACUUCGCUGCACGCUGGGAUCCAGCCGAGCCAUCUAACCUAAUACCUAAUGGCGAUAGCGGGCGUAAAGCCAAAAACAUUCAAAGCCUGUCCUUCGGGCGCCUACAUUUAGGUUAACAGGCAUAUGUAGCUAAUAUACUUCAAAUGAAAGGGACAAUACAAAAAUUAGAGAUAAACAGACACGACUUGAAAAAUAGUCAAUGAUGAUUGAUGGUGUUUUCAUGUUUCCACACGUUUUAUCUUUUACGUGCUAGCCGUUUUGAAAGGCCGCUACCUUGUAUACACACUUGAAAAAAGAAAGUGAGGUUUUUUCUUUGUGGAACGGUCGGUGGCAUGUCAAAGUGGGCACCAACCCAGAAUGGCGGAGCUAUAAGCCAGUCCUUUCGGUUCAUGGACUAGAAUCAAGUCUUUCAUACAACUAUACGAUUUUCUAUAUAAAGGUAAACUUAAUUUAUACAAGAAAGCAGCGAAUUAAAUUUUGUAUAGGCGAUACGAGCAGCAAUCAAUGGUAUCUCAUUUCACAACAAAUAAUUUCAAACAUUUGGCUGAACAAAGCUCAGCCAAUACAAUAUAACGGUCAAUAUACAGGAAUAGAAUUGAAAACGAAAUAGUAUUCGUACACUGGCAAAUAGGCAACCGAAACAAGUGGGACUAACAUGCAGCGUCCUGAUCUCACUACAAGUAAAGGCCGAGA
Messenger RNA from Varroa destructor (honeybee mite), 3800 nucleotides. RefSeq lists its product as uncharacterized. The record is from RefSeq and is a predicted model, not a curated record. NCBI's taxonomy places the organism in Eukaryota, Metazoa, Arthropoda, Arachnida, Mesostigmata, Varroidae.